Messenger RNA from Capsella rubella, 1783 nucleotides. RefSeq lists its product as uncharacterized. Lineage: Eukaryota; Viridiplantae; Streptophyta; Magnoliopsida; Brassicales; Brassicaceae. The transcript has a single exon. Bases 101 to 856 code for a protein of 251 amino acids. Gene Ontology annotation, biological process: shoot system development; root development. The record is from RefSeq and is a predicted model, not a curated record.
UGUUGUAUAAAUGUAUUGACCGGAGAGCCAAUGAAGACAGAACAAACAUCUAAGCAUUUUCUUCAUCUCAAAAACAGAGAAAGAAAGCUCAAACAAGAAAAUGGCAGUCUCCUUCCAUGUUCGAUCUAACAGCUACCCUUCAAGGCAACACCCUCAAGCCGCUCAUGUCGAUGAGCAAUUGACCCGAUUGAGAUCUUCUGAGACAUCUUCUUCAUCUUCUAUCUGCCAAAGACUUAGCGACCUGCAAGAUUUACAUGAUUCUCUUGAAAAGAUGAUUCGCUUAUCUGUCACCAACCAGGCUUUAUCCCAAGAUCAGAUUGAGAAGCUUCUUGGUGGAUCCAUCAAGAUCUUGGAUUUAUGCAACCUUGCCAAGGAUGGUUUGUCACAAAUGAAAGAGAGUCUCAAGGAGAUCCAGUCUAUUGUAAGAAGAAAGCGUGGAAAUCUAUCCGCUGAGGUCAAGAAAUACUUAGCCUCGAGAAAGUUUCUCAAGAAAUCAUUCCAAAAAGUACUCAAGAGUUUAAAAACCAGCCAAAACAAGAACAAUGACGCUUUGGCUGUGUUUGGAGAAGCAGAAGCCGUAACAGUUGCUUUGUUUGAGUCUCUGUUUAGCUUCAUGUCCGGAUCAAAGGCUUGUGGCAAAUGGUCAGUGGUCUCAAAGCUGGUGAGCCAGAACAAAGUAACAUGUGAAGUAGAAGUAAAUGAAUUCACAAGGGUUGAUCAUGAGUUCCAAACCGAAAAGGCGUUAAAGAUGGAGGAUGUGCAGAACUUAGAGUCAUGCAUUCAAGAUCUUGAAGAUGGAAUUGAGUCACUCUCUAAAUCAUUGAUCAAAUACAGAGUCUCAAUUCUUAACAUCUAAUAGAUCAUCGUAACAACAAAAUUUUGUACAAAUAUGAGAUGUAAAUGUUAUAGCUUACACAUAAACUAAUAGACGAGAUUCUUUCAUAUAUGAGACUACUUGCUUUCUCUUCUUAUUUACUUGAUGCUCUUCAGCAAACAAAGUCCUGAUCACCUCAGAAAAUUGGAUGGGCUAAAUCGAAUAAUCUUGUGUUAAUAAUAGGUAACCAAUAAAAUUCAAGAACCCUUCAAGCAUUGUUAUUACUUUCUUUAAUGCAUGCAUAUAAGCAGAAUCUCAUGAGGUAAAUCACCAGAGAGAGACCUGAUCUAGACAACUAACUAAAAAAACAUAAAUUAGAAAGAUAUUACAAAACAGCUUGCUUGUCUCUGGCGAUCGCAUGUUAUUAGAAGUAAAGAUGAGUUUCAGACAGAUACACAUUGGGAGCUUGAGAGCUUAUAAGACCUGGGGACUAUGGGCACAAGAACAUUGCAGCGCUCAACCUCCCCCCAGAUCUGGGGUCCAAAUUGAGGAGAGAUACGCUGCUCCAACCUAAUCACCGCACACCAAAUUAUCCUCUCUUUACUGGAAACCGGAGGAGACCACUGGUGCCAUAUAAUUAUCAGUUUCCUACCAUAGUUGACUAACUGAAUCGUACGGAAAGAGUGGUAGCCACGCUUUUCGUAUACUUCAUCCAAACCUUCCACUAUAAGCCACUUUCCAAGCCUUGAGCAAAACCACUUGUACUUUCUGCGACCAUCAGUAAACAUUACAUUUCCUAUGUAAUUGUAAUUACUAGCUAGGUUUUAGGUCUUCUAAAUAAAAGACUUUAUUACCUUGUUGAAAAAGAAAGACCUAUUUAACCGUUUCUAAAUUCUAAAAUUAAACUAACACCCUUGACCUAAACUUUUGAAUCGACCAUGUUUUAAAUAUUUUGGGUUUAACCGGUUC